Molecule: messenger RNA, 7830 nt
Organism: Stomoxys calcitrans (stable fly)
Lineage: Eukaryota; Metazoa; Arthropoda; Insecta; Diptera; Muscidae
Gene: Hs2st
Product: heparin sulfate O-sulfotransferase
Exons: 6
Coding region: 240-1268 (342 amino acids)
Cellular component (GO): membrane
Molecular function (GO): heparan sulfate 2-sulfotransferase activity
Source: RefSeq, a predicted model, not a curated record
UUCUGUUGUUUUCCAUUGGUAUUCGGCAAAAAAAAACAACUGAAAUUCUAUUACAACACAAAAUAAAACCUUAAAAGUAUUAAUUAAUACAGACAAACACCCCCUUUUAAGCAGAUUGUCUUGUUUGUAUUUGUAUUAAACAAAGUACAACAUGUGUAAAUUAAAAGUAAAACCACUGCCAACAAGUAAACAACUAGAAUAGUGUGUCCGCUGAGUUGAGUGCUAAAAUAUUUCCGGGAAUGAGGAAAAUGUCCACUACCAAGCAAUGGCUCUUUUUGUUUGCUGCCGUAUGUCUAAUGAUGGUUAUAGGCUAUUGGGUGCUGGGAUCCGAAGUAAAGAUAGCCGCUUUGAAACCGAUAACAAAAUUGCAACAUUCAGCCACUGCCUUGGAAGGUUCGUUGUUAACCGUGGACAAUUUCGAUUAUGAGGAACAACUGGUGGUGCUCUAUAAUAGAGUUCCCAAAACGGGUUCCACCACUUUUGUAAAUAUCGCCUAUGAUCUAUGCAAACGAAAUCGUUUUCAUGUGCUGCAUAUUAAUAUAACAGCGAAUAGUCAUGUCUUGUCAUUGCCCAAUCAGGUCUCCUUUGUUCGAAAUGUCACCAAGUGGCAUGAAAUGAAGCCGGCGUUAUACCAUGGACAUGUGGCAUAUUUGGAUUUUUCAAAAUUCCAAAUUGCCCAUAAUCCUAUCUAUAUUAAUAUAGUACGCAAACCUCUGGAUAGACUUGUAUCCUAUUAUUAUUUUUUACGCUAUGGUGAUAACUAUCGUCCGAACUUAGUACGUAAGAAAGCAGGCAAUAAAAUUACAUUUGAUGAAUGUGUAAAACUGAAACAACCCGACUGUGAUCCCAAAAAUAUGUGGCUACAAAUUCCUUUCUUUUGCGGUCAUGCUGCCGAAUGUUGGGAACCUGGCAGUCAAUGGGCUUUGGACAUGGCUAAGACGAAUUUAGUUAAUAAAUAUUUUCUUGUUGGAGUUACGGAGCAAAUGGAGGAUUUUGUGGAUUUGCUGGAGCGCUCACUGCCAAGAAUGUUUCAUGGUUUCCGCGAAUAUUAUCAACAUUCAAAUAAAUCCAAUCUCCGCAACACUCUAAAUAAACGUCCUCCAAGCGAAUCAACGGUAGCAGCUAUUAUGGAGUCUAAAAUAUGGAAAAUGGAAACAGAAUUGUAUGAAUUUGCAUUGGCCCAAUUUGAAUUCACCAAAAGGAAACUGAUGCAACCGGAUAAGAAACAGAUACAACGUUUUAUGUAUGAAAAAGUCAAACCAAAAUAAAAGAUGCUAUGGAGAGUGGGGAGGCGUUCAUACACAAGUAAAUGAAUGUCCGAAUUGUAAAGGAAAGAAUCCCAGUUGUAAAUAACCACACAAAAAAUCUUCCCCUAAAUGGUAACUGUACAUCUAUCGAUUGGCCCUGCCUAAUAUCUGUGUUUUUGCAUGUAGCUCCUCUAAUGGAAAUCGUAUGUACUUAAUUUAUGCUGUUUUUUAAUUUAUUUUAUUUUAUUAGUUGAAGAAAAAAAGAGUAGCCUAAGGCUAAGAAAAUGUAAGGACUUUUUCAUCCAAAAGACCUUCUUACCCAAUAGUUUCUAAUAUUUAACCACAUUUUUGUAUAUUAAUAAUUUUUCUAAGUAGUCAUUAGAUUUUAAUUGCUCUAGGGUUACCCCUCGAAACAUUGUUUUUAUACCCACCACCGAAGGAUUGGGGUAUAGUCAUUUUGUCAUUCCGUUUGCAACACAUCGAAAUAUCCAUUUCCGACCCUAUAAGGUAUAUAUAUUCUUGAUCUUUGUAAAAAUCUAAGACGAUCUAGCCAUGUCCGUCCGUCUGUCUGUUGAAACCACGGUACAGUCUUAAAAAAUUGAGAUGUUGAGAUGAAACUUUACACAGAUUCUUUUUUUGUCCAUAAACAGGUUAGGUUCGAAGAUGGGCUAUAUCGGACUAUAUCUUGAUAUAGCCCCCAUAUAGACCGAUCCGCCGAUUUAGGGUCUUAGGCCCAUUUAAGACACAUUUAUUAUCCGAUUUUGCUGAAAUUUGGGACAGUGAGUUGUGUUAGGCCCUUCGACAUCUCUCCUCAAUUUGGCUCAGAUCGGUCCAGGUUUGGAUAUAACUGCCAUAUAGACCGAUCUCUCGAUUUAAGGUCAUGGGCCCAUAAAAGACGCAUUUAUUGUCUUCUUCAAUUUAGCUCAGAUCGGUCCAGAUCCAAAUCGUCCAAAUCGGAGCAUAUUUCGGUAUAGCUGCUAUGGGGCAUAAAGUAUGCAUUUUCACCGGAUUUUGACGAAAGGUGGUUUACAUAUAUACCCGAAGUGGUGGGUAUCCAAAGUUUGGCCCGGUCGAACUUAACGACUUUUUACUUGUUUCAACUUCUUUAGUUGCCUUAUUAGUAUUAAUGCCUUUUUUGUUUGGUAUGAAAUGGAAGGAGUGUUUAGACAUUUUUCCUUCUGAUUGCCUGUCAGUUGCCAAAAUGUUUAAUAUUUUCUUUAAUUAUUGAGUUUUUACAUUUUGUAAAAGAGUGUUUUAUUUUUUGUAUUUUUUUUUUCAAAAACUCAACAUGAUUUUAGAAAAAACCAAUACUUAAUGAUAAGGUCUAAGCAAACAAACUAGAACUUGUAUAAAGUACCAAGUCCCCCCAGAAAAAAAAAACUAAAAACUGUAGCAAAUUGUAGCAUAUCAAUAUUUUAAUUUUUAUAGGAUAAAAAAGUAUAUCCCGAAAGUCUUAAAACUCAUUAGUGUUACAUGUACAUAUGGGACAUUUCGCUAUGAAUUGAAUAGUUAAAAAUAGACAUUUUGCGAGAAAAUUUCUAGACUGGACUUAAAGAAAUUGAUGAGCCAAUUUUGAGAACUUAAGCUUUUACUACUCAUUUGGCGACAUUGGCUACAUAAAGCCUGGUUAUGUUGUGAAAAAGUAUAAUAUGAACUAGGGUGACCAGUUCUUUUUUUUUUGGAAAGCGGGUUAGGGUAUUUUGAGCAGAUUUUAAAAAAUUUCCCAAAAUUUUUGUCUUUGAAGACAAAUUUCUAGAAAUUUUAUCUUAAAAGAGAAUAUUGGAGACAUUUUGCGGGUAAAAAAAUUUCCUGAGAAUUUGGUUUUUAUAGAAAAUUUCCCAGAAAUGUUUUCUUCGGAGAAAUUUUUUUAGAAAUUUAGCUUAAAAAAACUUAUCAGAAAUUUUGUCUUUAAGCCUAUUACUGACUUCGACUUUUCACACGAACAACUGUCAAAACGUACUAUAAAAAAUUGGCGGAUAAUGCGAACACAUUCCGUACAAGUGGUACUGAGUUCUAUGAGCAAAAUAGUAGCGACAUGUCGCUGCAUCAGGAUAUAUUUAGGAUAUAUUUCGCUAGUUUCCUAGUCGCGUUAGGAUGCGAACCAGUUGCCCAGUCUCGUUAGGAUGCGAACUAGUUUUCCAGUCGUGUUAUUUAUGGUACCAACGGAUCCGUCAGUUAGGAUGCGAACAAAUACCAUUAAUUGGUGGUUAAAUCCUUAGGGCUUCUAGCUUUCUGACUGAAUUUCUAGAAAUUUUAUCUUUAAAGAGAAUAUUGGAGAAAUUUUGUGGUUAAGAAAAUUUCCUGAGAAUUUUGUUCUUUUAGAAAAUUUCCCGGAAAUGUUUUCUUCUGAGAAAACUUUUAAGAAAUUUGGCUUAAAAAAAAAUUAUCAGAAAAUUUGUCUUUAAGCCUGGAACUGACUUCGAUUUUUCAAAGGAACAACUGUCAAAAUGCUCUAUAAAAAAAUGGUGACGAAGAUAAUGCGAACACAUUCCGUACAAGUGGUACUGAGUUCUAUGAGCAAAAUAGUAGCGACAUGUCGCUGCAUCAGAAUAUAUUUAGAAUAUAUUUCGCUAGUUUCCUAGUCGCGUUAGGAUGCGAACCAGUUGCCCAGUCUCGUUAGGAUGCGAACUAGUUUUCUAGUCGUGUUAUUUAUGGUACCAACGGAUCCGUCAGUUAGGAUGCGAACAAAUACCGUUAAUUGGUGGUUAAAUCCUUAGGGCUUCAGCUUUCUGACUGAAUUCCUAGAAAUUUUAUCUUUAAAGAGAAUAUUGGAGAAAUUUUGUGGUUAAGAAAAUUUCCUGAGAAUUUUGUUCUUUUAGAAAAUUUCCCGGAAAUGUUUUCUUCGGAGAAAACUUUUAAGAAAUUUGGCUUAAAAAAAAUUUAUCAGAAAUGUUGUCUUUAAGCCUAGAACUGACUUCGAUUUUUCAAAGGAACAACUGUCAAAAUGCACUAUAAAAAUGGUGACGAAGAUAAUGCGAACACAUUCCGUACAAGUGGUACUGAGUUCUAUGAGCAAAAUAGUAGCGACAUGUCGCUGCAUCAGGAUAUAUUUAGAAUAUAUUUCGCUAGUUUCCUAGUCGCGUUAGGAUGCGAACCAGUUGCCCAGUCUCGUUAGGAUGCGAACUAGUUUUCGCUGUUAUUUAUUAUUUAUGGUACCAACGGAUCCGUCAGUUAGGAUGCGAACAAAUGCCAUUGGUGGUUAAAUCCUUAGGGCUUCUAGCUUUCUGACUGAAUUCCUAGAAAUUUUAGCUUUAAAGAGAAUAUUGGAGAAAUUUUGUGGUUAAGAAAAUUUCCUGAGAAUUUUGUUCUUUGAGAAAAUUUCCCGGAAAUGUUUUCUUCGGAGAAAACUUUUAAGAAGUUUGGCUUAAAAAAAUUUAUCAGAAAUUUUGUCUUUACGCCUAGUACUGACUUCGAUUUUUCAAAGGAACAACUGUCAAAAUGCACUAUAAAAAUGGUGACGAAGAUAAUGCGAACACAUUCCGUACAAGUGGUACUGAGUUCUAUGCAAAAGUUCUAGCAAAAUAGUAGCAUGUGCCAGGUCGCUGCAUCAGAAUAAAUUUAGCACAAUUUUAAUUGCAAAUGUAUUUAAAUGCUCACGAAAUGGGCGGAAACAACUCUGCUUCAAUACUGUUGUCUUUGUUGUUGUUUGUGUUCUAACAAAGAAAGAGACCGUCGGAUUUUGCAAUAAUUUAAUAGGCAUUUGUAACGUGGUUUUAUCUACGGCUGAGGUAGGCCAGCAGUCGUCCAGGGUUUUCCUUUAAGGACCCACAAACCUUAAAUAAUAACACACUUAUAAAUCUCUUUCUGGGUACGCAGUACUGGUUUAAUUGAUAGUAUACUUCAGUAAGUAAAAUUGAAAAUUAUGUUCUAUGAUGCAAACUAAUUGCCUAAUCGCAUUAGGAUGCGAACCAGUUGCCCAGUCGCGUUAGGAUGCGAACUAGUUGCCUAGUCGCGUUAGGGUGCGAACCAAUUGCCAAGUCGCGUUAGAAUGCGAACCAGUUGCCCAGUAGCCCAUUCGCGAUAGGAUGCGAACUAGUUUCCUAGUCAAGUUAGGAUGUGAACGAAUCAUCGUUAGGAUGCGAACCAGUUGCCCAGUCGUAUUAGGAUGCGAACCAGUUGCCCAGUCGCGUUAGAAUGCGAACCAGUUGCCUAGUCGCGUUAGGAUGCGAACCAGUUGCCCAGUUGCGUUAAAAUGCGAACCAGUUGCCUAGACCCGUUAGGAUGCGGACGAAUCAGCGUAAGGAUGCGAACUAGUUUCUCAGUUGCUUAGGAUGCGAACUAGUUUUCUAGUCGCGUUAGGAUGCGAACCAGUUGCCCAGUUGCGUUAGGACACGAACUAGUUUCCUAGUCGCAUUAGGAAGCGAACCAGUUGCCCAGUCGCGUUAGGAUGCGAACUAGUUUCCUAGUCGCAUUAGGAUGCGAACGAAUCAGCGUUAGGAUGCAAACCAGUUGCCCAGUUGCGUUAGGAUGCGAACUAUUUGCCUAGUCGCGUUAGGAUGCGAACUACUUACCAGUCGCGAUAGGAUGCGAACUAGUUGUCUAGCCGCGUUAGGAUACGAACCAGUUAGAUAUUUCGUUAAAAUUUUGUCUUUAGAGAAAAUUUUUUUUUUAGUUGAAAAUUCUCCGAAAAUUUUUCCAGGAAUAUUUGUCUGUGUAGAAAAUUUUCCAAAAAUAUUUUUUUCUGUCCUAAGAGUAAAUUUUGCAGAAAUGUUGUCUUUGGAGAAAUUUUCGCAGAAAUUUUGUCUUUUCAAAAAAUUUCCCAGAAGUGUUUUCGUAGAAUUUUUGUCUUAAGAGACAUUUUCAACAUAUUUUUUUAAGAGAAAAAUUCCCAGAAAUAUAGUUUCUAAAGGAAAUUUUAUUUGAGAGAAAAUUUCAUUUAAAUUAAUUUUACCCUUAGAGAAAAUUUUCCAAUAAUUUUUUUCAUGGAGAACUUAUUGGAAUUUUUUUAAAAAUGUCCUUAAAAUUUGUUUCUUUGGAAAAAAAUUUACAGAUACUUUGUUUUUAGAAAUUAUUCUCAAGAAAUGUUAUCUUUAAGGAAAAUUUGAAGGAUUGUUUGUCUGUGUAGAAAAUACCCCAAAAAUGUUUUUCUUUUGUAAUUAGAGCAAAUUUCGCUAAAAUGUUGUCUUCAGGUAAAUAUUCGCAGAAAAUUUUUGUGUUAAGGGAAAAUUUCCGACCAAUUUUAUCUAAGAGAAAAUUUCCCAGAAAUCUCGUUUUAGAGAAAAAUUUUCUGAGAUUUACAAAGAAAUUUUUCCAAAAUUUUUUUCGGAUAAAAUUUUUUUAAAAAUGUCCUAAAAUCUUUGUCUUUGUAAAAUUUUUGUGUUAAGAAAAAAUUUUCAACAAGUUCGUCUAAGAGAAAAUUUCGCAGAAAUUUUUUCAAAAAUGUUUUCAGAGAAAAUUUUCUAGAAAUUCGUCUUCAAGGAAAAUUUCCAGGAAUACGUAUUUGUCCGCGUAGAAAACUUUCCAUAAAUUUUGUCUUUAGGGAAAUUUUCCAUGAAUACCUUCGCUUUCUUUUUUUGGUCUUAAAAUCUUAUUAAGAUUCCAUUGCAGGAUAUUGUCCGGCUAUAGACCAUUUCGUUCAAUGCUUUCUACUCACAGAAUAGCACAGCAAAAUGUGUGAUGUUGCUAAAAAGCAUUUGACCCGUCUAUCUGUAUCGCGAUUUCUGAUUAGCCAAGAAUCUUCAUCAGCGGAAUUUGUCAAAUGGAUCAUGGUGCUUAACAUACCAAACUAACUAAAGUGGGUUGUAAAGCACAUAUCUGAAAUUGAACAGGGCUUUUAAAGAUUUUUAUAUUUCUCUUCAGAGAAAAUACUUUAGAAAUUUUAUUUCAAGAAAAAAAUUUCCCAAAAAAAUUUCUUAGAAAUAUUUCCUAAAUAUAUUUCUUUUAGAAAACAUUUUGUAAUUUUUUUUUUUAAAUUCCUAGAAAUUUUGUCUAUUGAGAAAAUUUUGCUUAAGAAUUUUUCUUUCAAAAUUUGUAUUCUUAUAUAAAAUUUUCUAUAAUUAUUGUCUUGAGACAAAAUUUCCUAAAAUUUUUAUCUUGAGAGAAAAUUUGCUACAAUUUUCGUCUUGAGAGAAAAUUUCACAAAAAUUUUGUUUUAGAAGAAAUUUCACAGAUAUUUUGUCUUUAUAAAGAAUUUUACAGAAAAAGAAUAAAAAAAAUAUUCUAAAAUUUUUCGAUGUAAAAAAUUUUGUCUUAAACGACAUUUUCUUGAAAUUUUUUCUCGGAGGAAAUUUCAUGGAUUUUUUCGUUUUUUUUAUGAGAAACUGCUUCCGACUUAAAUUUUCCUCUAUACAAUUCUAUCGGUUCAUUGUGGAGUAUCCCAUAUACUACCAAUAGUAAUAACACUCAAAACAGACAAGGUAUAGCCAUAUUAGUCAUUUAUUAUACAUUAAUGACCUUAAACUAUAGUAUAGUUUACAUUUAAAUAAAUGACAAAAACGAAAAACAAAAAUGAAAAAUUAAAUUUUUUAUACCUAUUGACAAUACUAGAAAACCGAGAAUGUUACAUAUAGUAUAUAUAUAUAUAAUUUUAUAUAAAAACUUAUGCAUAUGAUAUAAAUAUAGAUGAACAAACUUAUAAGUAUAA